CAGGUCCCUUGUUCAACUCCAGGGCUGAGGAAGCGGUUCCUUGGUUUUUGUGUGGUUAGCUGGACCUGGGAUGGCUUCAUGGAACUCACCCCGUGGUAUGCACCAAUAAGAGCUUCCAUACAGGACUCAAAGCUGUUUUGAAAAAUGUAAUGGGCUGGGAGACAAGAAAAAAAAAGUCAGCACUAAAAAUGCUGGCCUUGGCUUUUGCAAAGAAAAGGGAUCUUGUGCUCUCCACUCCUACCCACAGCCUGGCCAGGGAAAUAGCUGCAUUUGGCACAUGAGCCCGCAAGCCUCAGCAAGUGUCCUGGCCAAGAAGUGCCCGUCACCAUGCACAGGUCCCCCGAGGAGCAGGUGCUGAGGUUUCCUCCUUGCUCUCCAUCACCAGAGCCUGUUGGCUUGCUGAACUGGGCCUUGUAACCAGAAUCCCUGCCGCCUUGCCCAGGCAGAUGCCCUCGCUGUGGCCCUAGAGUUUUCCCUCUUGCCUUCCAGAGAGUGUCAAGAGGGGCUUUUUUCAGAGUAUUCAUUGCGGAGCCUCACAGAGUUGGGACCAGUGAGACUUCUUAAAAAGCAUCCUUCCGCCUCUGCCUGGGUCUGUGGGGGCCAAAUAUACACCCCUAGGGCCAUUUGUUGGUGAGAACACAAAUGCACUUGGCCUGAGAAAUGGGAUCAGCUGGGCUCAGGCCUGUGGAGGCCUCAGAGCUGCUGUUUUCUUUGUUAAACUGGUCCAAAGUUUGAGAAAGCCCAAGGGGCCCAAGGAGGUAAAGAUUAAGAGCUGAAGCGCAUUUAGAUAUCUGAAAACCACAGCCGCCUGCACGUGGGAGGUGCUGGAGAGCAGCCUUGGCGCACACGCCCCCUCUCUCUGGGUCACCUGGGAGCACCGGCAGCAAUUUGGGAGUCAGCUGCACUUGAGAAGCAAUUUGGGAGUCAGCUGCACUUGAGAAGUCUUCUUUGGAGAGGGCUUGCUCUGAGCACACCCUGUUCCCUCCCCCUGGCUGAGGGAAGCAUGCGAUCAGCCCUGCCCCAGCCUGUCCUCAUUGGCUGGCAUGAAGCAGAGGGGGCUUUAAAAAGGCAAAUGUGUCCACGCUGGGGACUGAAGCCUGUGCUACUCGAGGCUGGGUGCCCUCCUCCAGCUGGCACCAUGCAGCUUUCCCUUGCCUUGUGUCUCGUCUGCCUGCUGGUACAUGCAGCCUUCUGUGUGGUGGAGGGCCAGGGAUGGCAGGCCUUCAAGAAUGAUGCCACGGAAAUCAUCCCCGAGCUGGGCGAGUACCCGGAGCCUCUGCCAGAGCUGGAGAACAACAAGACCAUGAACCGGGCAGAGAAUGGAGGGAGGCCUCCUCACCACCCUUUUGAAACCAAAGACGUGUCCGAGUACAGCUGCCGCGAGCUGCACUUCACCCGCUACGUGACCGACGGGCAGUGCCGCAGCGCCAAGGCGGUCACCGAGCUAGUGUGCUCAGGCCAGUGCGGCCCGGCGCGCCUGCUGCCCAACGCCAUCAGCCGCGGCAAGUGGUGGCGCCCGAGCGGGCCCGACUUCCGCUGCAUCCCCGACCGCUACCGCGCGCAGCGGGUGCAGCUGCUGUGCCCGGGGGCGGCGCCGCGUGCGCGCAAGGUGCGCCUGGUGGCCUCGUGCAAGUGCAAACGCCUCACCCGCUCCCACAACCAGUCUGAGCUCAAGGACUUCGGGCCCGAGGGCACACGGCCGCAGAAGGGCCGGAAGCCGCGGCCCCGCGCCCGGGGCGCCAAAGCCAACCAGGCAGAGCUAGAGAACGCCUAUUAGAGUCCGCCCGGAGGGUGCCCCCGACCGGGCGCUCCAGGUUUCCGUCCCCCGUGCGCGGUUUGAUUGUUUGUAUUUCUUUUUAAAUGCCUGCAUCCCAGGGCAGUGGGCCGAGACCUUCCGGCCUUGGCAGAAGGUAGCCAGGCCCUGUAGAUAUGGGCGCCAGCCAUGCCCUCUUCUCCCUGCCCUCUGAGCGGGUCCGCAGGACAGGGGAGUCACAGACACUGAGCCACGCAGCCCCACCCACCGGGGCUGCCUACCUUUGCUGGUCCCACUUCAGCAGAAGAGGCAGAAAAGGAGGCAUUUCACUGCCCAGGGGUUUUAAGGGAACAGUGGGAAAUGAGAAAAGUCUGGGGACUGGUUAAGAAAGGUCGAUAAGAUUCCCCUUCCUAAAGGCCAGUCCUAAAAGCCUUUAAGUGCCUGUGCCAAGAAUGCAGGACUGGGGUCUGUAGAUAGAGUUUCUAGUUCCUGCUCUGCCACUAACUUGCUGGGUGAUCUUGGACCACACUCUUUUUCUGGACCUUAAUUUCCUCUUUGUAGAAUGGAAGUGGGGGUGGGAUUAGGAUCUGGGGGAAUCUACUGUCAUAUCCCAAGGAUUCGGGUGUGCUUUGAAUGGGCAGAGGAUAGAGAGACGUUAGAUGGACUCCCUGCCAUGGUGGCUUCCAGAAUUCAGAGUUGUAAUCCUCUGAUCUGACAGCCAAAGAUGAAAAACAAGCCGGAGAAAAGAAGAGUCUAUUUCUGGCUGACAGACCCCUGGAAGGAGCUGUGCUGUCUUCCAGCCUGCCUUGCCCAGAGGUCAUUUGGCUACCUCCAACCCUCUAUCUCAAAGGAUGUAGAAACAAUAGCAUUAGUUGGAGUAGAGAAAGACAAGGUCCCCAAGGGUGGAUGGAGAGACAGAACCUCCCCCUGCCCAUUUCAAAGAGCAGCAACCUCCUUCCCCUAUGGCCAAAUUUUAAAGUCAUCUUCUGCAGAGUAGCGCAAGGUCCCAGGACAAUGGACUCACAGGUCAAGGGAGCAGCCAUCACUCCCAUUCAAAGACCAGCAGAUCCCUUCCAAGGCACCUCCUCCUGCCUACCACUCAUGGACAUACUUCUGUCAAGAAAAUAGAAAUAGCUUCUUACUGCUGUUACGUGUGAUGGUGUAUCUUACAUUAAAACAGUAUUACUGGGUUAAAAAUUACAAGUGCUGUACAUAUGCUGAGAAACCUCAAAGCCUAAUAGCUACCAUCCGGAAAUCUGUUUGAAAGUCGUCUCCGGACACCUCUUACUUUCUGUGGUAGUUUUAAUCAUUAAAAAAAAAACAAAAAACACCUUUUUUUUAAACAGAAGCACAUGCCAUGUGAAAAGCCUGCCAGGCUGGUCGUUUUCGCGAUCCUUUCAUAUGGGAUUGGUCCAUAGGAAUGAAAGUAGUGGUUUUGAAAGAGUUAAGUUGCAUAUUUAUUUUCCCACUUAAGUUAUUUAUGCAAAAGUUUUUCUUGUAUUAAACAAUGUUAAUAUUGCUUUAUGAAAUACCAGUCUGUUCUUUCAGAACCCAGAGGCAUUGUUAAUAAAGACAAUGA
This is a messenger RNA of Manis pentadactyla (Chinese pangolin), 3332 nucleotides long. RefSeq names its product sclerostin (gene SOST). The transcript is spliced from 2 exons. The record is from RefSeq and is a predicted model, not a curated record. Gene Ontology annotation, biological process: negative regulation of Wnt signaling pathway; ossification; negative regulation of BMP signaling pathway. NCBI's taxonomy places the organism in Eukaryota, Metazoa, Chordata, Mammalia, Pholidota, Manidae. Bases 1004 to 1777 code for a protein of 257 amino acids. Gene Ontology annotation, molecular function: BMP binding.